CAACAUUCAAAAAAAUUUUUGGGGGUGUAUUUAGAAGCAACUUUCCAUAUUUCCCAACCGAGAAAAAAAAAAGAAAAAAAGAAAAAAAACCCUCGAAGCAAAAGAGUUAGAAAACAAUCUCUCUUUCUUUCUCUCUCAGUUAAGAAACACAUUUUUUUGUUCCAACAUUGCUGUCCCCUUCCACAACUUAAACCUCUGAUAGCAAAGCCUGUGAAAGAUCUAUCUAUAUAUCAUCGCUCUAACUUUUGCAACCAAAAAAAAAAAAAAAACAAAAAACCUUAAAAUAUGGCAGCCCCUCCACAAAUCGCAGUUCUGGGAGCUGGAAUAUUCGUAAAAAGCCAAUACAUCCCCAGACUCGCCGAGAUCGCCCAUCUCCUCUCCCUCAAAUACAUCUGGAGUCGUACAGAGGAAUCUUCGAAAGUAGCUGUUGAGAUAGCGAAGCAGCAUUUCCCUGGAGUUGAAUGUAAAUGGGGAGACCAAGGUCUAAACGACAUCAUUCAAGACGCUUAUCUUCUUGGGGUUGCUGUCGUUUUGGCUGGCCAAGCUCAGGUAGAUAUCUCACUGAAGUUGCUAAAAGCAGGGAAGCAUGUCAUUCAAGAGAAACCUGCGGCAGCUAGCACGCCUAAGAUAGAAACGGCACUUGCUAGUUACAAUUCCAUUUGUACCAAACCUGGUCAACCAAUUUGGUCUGUAGCAGAAAACUAUAGAUUUGAACUGGCCUUUGUAGAGAGCAAGAAACUAAUGGCUGACAUUGGGGAUAUGAUGAAUGUCCAAGUUAUUAUUGAAGGGUCAAUGAACAGUUCAAACCCUUAUUUCUCUAGCUCUUGGAGGAGAAAUUUUGAGGGAGGUUUUAUUUUGGAUAUGGGAGUGCAUUUCAUUGCUGCUUUGAGGAUGAUGGUUGGUUCUGAAGUGGCCUCAGUGUCGGCUAUAACCUCUCAUAUCGAUACAACUUUACCUCCUCCAGACAUCAUUUCAUCUAAUUUUAAGCUGGAGAAUGGAUGCUCUGGAGUUUUUGUUAUGGUUGUAUCUGCUAGUUCACCUAAGAUAAUUUGGCGAGUUGUUGGCUCGAAAGGAACACUACAAGUUGAGCGUGGAAAAAAAGACGGAAAGCAUGGUUAUGUGGUUGCACUAUAUAGUGCAGAUGGGCAAUGCAAAAGCACUUUCUACCCAUUCAGUGGAGUAAACGAAGAAUUAAAAGCUUUUAUACAUGACAUUUUGCAAGCAAGCCUCAAGAAGGAAAGUGGCUAUGAAGCUGAACCUCGCAGCUCUUUUCUGGAAGGUGCCAGGGAUGUAGCAGUUCUAGAGGCAAUGCUCGAAUCAGGAUCCAUGGGUGGAGCCUUGGUUCAUGUGAAGAAAUUUUAAGAUCGAGCAUGGCCUUGGACCUCUAUUUUUUAUCAGCAAGGAUGUAAUUGAGAUAAUUCACAAACUAUUUUAUAAGAUUUUCAAUUUAAUGAAACAUUUUGGAAAACAUAUAUGAUGACAUUCAAGAACUCAGAGGAAACUUGUAACAAUAAAGUUCAUUGUAGAAACCAUACAAUUCGAUUUAAUUGAAUAAAACUAUUUAGAUGUUUUAUCCAUCUCUGC
Durio zibethinus is the source of this 1584-nucleotide messenger RNA. Its product is annotated as NAD(P)-binding Rossmann-fold superfamily protein. Gene Ontology annotation, cellular component: cytoplasm. Lineage: Eukaryota; Viridiplantae; Streptophyta; Magnoliopsida; Malvales; Malvaceae. The record is from RefSeq and is a predicted model, not a curated record. Gene Ontology annotation, molecular function: oxidoreductase activity; nucleotide binding. Gene Ontology annotation, biological process: NADPH regeneration.